Messenger RNA from Zophobas morio, 1266 nucleotides. RefSeq lists its product as uncharacterized. NCBI's taxonomy places the organism in Eukaryota, Metazoa, Arthropoda, Insecta, Coleoptera, Tenebrionidae. The record is from RefSeq and is a predicted model, not a curated record. The transcript is spliced from 2 exons. The coding region runs from base 44 to 1171 and encodes 375 amino acids.
AUUAAGUUAAUUAGUGACAGUGGUAGCCAGCGACACUAAGACAAUGAAGGCAGUACUUGUGUUCCUAUUCCUUGUUUCAAAGGCGUUCUCGGACGAGUGCGAUUUGGACGUUUCGGCUUCCGACUCCCCUUUCAUCGUUUAUGAAAAUAUGACAUUUCCUACGUUCAAAGAGGGUGGAGACCAGAUUUUUAGUCUUGACGAUACAAGUCCUUUCUUCGUUGUGUGUCCCAAAGGUACGCAAAGUCCUUACCUCGGUGAAAGUGGUACUAAGAUGAUGUGCAAGUCCGGCACUAGUAUUGUUGAUCUGGAAGGAGCAAAACCCCUCGAUUUUGCUAACAUCAAGUGCAGACCCUCUAAAGUUGCAACUGUAGCGACAGAAAAUGAAGAGUGUGCUGGAAUUGGUGUCCUUUAUAGGAUUGGAUUCAACGUUACACAGGAAUUCCUUACUCUGAUCACGAUUUGUUUCGACCAAACCAAUCUGACCCCAAUUUAUGUAAAGUACAACAGUACUUACAAAGAGAUUGGGCGUCGGAUCCUAGACCCAGACAGUCAUUACGAAAAAUAUAUAUGUAACGAAACGGGCUGCGACUGGACUGACAGCGGUAGGAUGUACAAUGACGUCGAUAUCGAUACGGCUUACAACAACCAGACAACCCUUUUGGACAAAGCCGGCGUCAAGAAUUUUACUUUGCUGAGACUGCCUCUAGCAUUGACGUCUUUGUGGAAUCUAAACGUACGCAACGCCGGACAAGAAAUACAAAAGAUUCCGUAUUACGAUUACAUAAAUGUAGUACCGGUGUGGAACUCUUCACAUCUUGACGCAUUGUUUUACAUGUUUGACACCACAAGCGCGGGUGGUGGAGUUGGUCCGCUUGUGUGGACAGGUACCUUGGGAGUUGGUGCUGCUGGCGGUACAGAAGAGGUUUAUUUGAGCGGUGAUAAAGUUCCCGUUCCAAAGUGGCUGUGGAUGGCUAUGGAUCAAUUCGAGAGAAUCUUGUUCUACUAUAACGCUAUCGACGGCGACGAGGAAAAAAGUAAAAGUGAAAUUGCUAACAUAUGCUCCGACCACGAGUAUCUAUUUGAUAACAUGUUUAAUUGCACUUAUGAAUCAAUAACUGACACCCAAAUGAGCACGAUUAUUAAGGAUCUGAAGCCUGACAGUAGUUCGUAGUAAAGGGUAGUUAGUUCUAUCUUGAUUUAAAGAAAAUGUCAGCACUUUCGAACUUUAUCUGACUACAUUUCUCUGAAAUAAAGUGAAUUUUCUGU